AUGGUGGCGCUGCUGCGCUACGCCGGCGCCAAGCGGAGGGCCUACCCGCAUCUACCUGAACAAGAGGGUGUCUCAUAUACAGGGUGUUACAAACAAGAGCACUACGACUUCGGGCUGCGCUCCAUGGUGGCGCUGCUGCGCUACGCCGGCGCCAAGCGGAGGGCCUACCCGCAUCUACCUGAACAAGAGGGUGACUCAUAUACAGGGUGUUACAAACAAGAGCACUACGACUUCGGGCUGCGCUCCAUGGUGGCGCUGCUGCGCUACGCCGGCGCCAAGCGGAGGGCCUACCCGCAUCUACCUGAACAAGAGGGUGUCUCAUAUACAGGGUGUUACAAACAAGAGCACUACGACUUCGGGCUGCGCUCCAUGGUGGCGCUGCUGCGCUACGCCGGCGCCAAGCGGAGGGCCUACCCGCAUCUACCUGAACAAGAGGGUGUCUCAUAUACAGGGUGUUACAAACAAGAGCACUACGACUUCGGGCUGCGCUCCAUGGUGGCGCUGCUGCGCUACGCCGGCGCCAAGCGGAGGGCCUACCCGCAUCUACCUGAACAAGAGAUGGUAAUCCUAGCCAUGCGAGACAUGAACGUGGCUCGCCUCACCGCUAAGGACGUGCCCCUAUUCGAGGGCAUCAUGCAAGACAUAUUCCCCGACGUGGUGAUCCCCACGCUGGACUACGAGGUUCUGGAGACGGCUAUAGCGGCUGAGAUGAAGAUGGCGGGGUUGCAGCCGGUUAAGGCGGCCUUGCAUAAAGUUGUGCAGCUUUAUGAGACUAAGAACUCCCGUCAUUCCAGUAUCAUCCUCGGAGACACUAACACUGCCAAGUCUACAUCGUGGAAGAUGCUAGCCAACACACUCACUCGACUGAAUAAAGAAAAGGUGGCCGGCUUCGAGGCGGUACAAGUGUACCCCAUGAACCCUAAAGCCCUGACACUAGGGGAGCUGUACGGAGAGUACAAUCUGUCGACGGGAGAGUGGAAGGACGGGGUGCUGUCGGCCAUCAUGAGGACUGUUUGUCAGGACGAAUCCCCCGACCUGAAGUGGAUAAUAUUCGACGGGCCGGUGGACGCGCUAUGGAUCGAGAACCUCAACUCUGUCAUGGAUGACAACAAACUGCUCACACUGGUCAACAGCGAGCGGAUCGCUAUGCCGGCGCAGGUGUCCCUCCUAAUAGAGACUUUAGAGCUGGCGGCCGCAUCUCCAGCGACCGUGUCUCGCAAUGGCAUGGUGUACAGUGACUACCGCGCGCUGGGCUGGGCCCCGAGCGCCGACAGCUGGCUGCAGACCGUGGCGCACACAGAGUACAGGAACAGACUACGCGCACUCUUCACCUCCAUCCUCCCGCCAGUACUCGAACUAAAGCGUCUACACCUGACAGAGGGUGCUUCAGUCCGAGGUCAGCAGCUGACCGGGGUCAUUGGCCUCUGCCGGUUGUUGGAGAAGUGGCCGGCGCCCGCGGAGGGGGAGGAUGAUGAGAACUUGGUCAAGAUGAGGUUUUUGUUUGCGCUGAUCUGGUCAAUCGGCGCAACCCUGGAAGAAGAUUCUCGCAAGAAGCUCGACAACUGGAUCCGUGAACACGAGGGCAUAUUCCCUCUCAAAGGCACGGUGUAUGACUACUACAUAGACGACAGACUGGGCGAGUUUAGACUGUGGGAGGAGAAGCUGCCUGAUGGAUGGAGAUAUAAUCCUGACCAAGGCUUCCACUCAAUCCUCGUCCCGACAGCAGAGUUCCUCCGCGUGCAGUGCGUGAUGUCUGACGUGGUGUUGGGCGGGUGCGGCGUGCUGCUGGGCGGGCGCGCCGGCGCGGGCAAGACCUGCCUCGUGGGGCAGAUGAGAGAGGCUGAGGCUACGCACACGUAA
Messenger RNA from Plutella xylostella (diamondback moth), 1860 nucleotides. Its product is annotated as dynein axonemal heavy chain 2-like. Gene Ontology annotation, biological process: microtubule-based movement. The record is from RefSeq and is a predicted model, not a curated record. NCBI's taxonomy places the organism in Eukaryota, Metazoa, Arthropoda, Insecta, Lepidoptera, Plutellidae. Gene Ontology annotation, cellular component: dynein complex. Gene Ontology annotation, molecular function: dynein light intermediate chain binding; ATP binding; dynein intermediate chain binding.